AUGGAGCUCCGGUGCGUGAACUGUGGCGUGGGGGUGCAGAGGCUGCUGGUGCAGUACUCUCCGGGGAACAUCCGCCUGACGAAAUGCGUAAGUGAGAAAAUGGGUGCCGUCUGAAAGUUCCUUCCGUUCCCUGCCUUAAUCUCUUGGGCCCAUCUCGUCCUUCCCUGCUGCGUCUGAUCUCGCCUGACCCACUGCGGAGGACGCCUUCGCAGGAAAACUGCAGGGCUGUUGCCGAUCCCUACGUCGAGUGCGAGUUCAUGGUAAGUCGGCCGUCUGGGUGCGCCUCUACAACGUCGCAGCUUGGGAUACCUAUGAGAUUCCCUCUCUCUGGUCAUCCUCCGCUUCUUCCAUUCUCUCCGUAUCCCUGUCUCUCUGAUGACUGAUCUUCGUCGUAGAUUCUUCUAAUCGAUCUGAUUCUGCACAAAGAGAGGGCGUACAGGCACCUCCUGUUCAAUCUAUUGAACCAAGAUUCAAUCGCAAGGGAGGUACUUCCAUUUACUCAAUCCUUUUUCCAGGGACUGGGAGCAUUUUCUUGGUUCAUUUUUCGAUUCAAUCACCUCAAGAUUAGAAUGAAAAAUGUGAAUAUCAGCACCCAUUUAUGUAUCCAAAUCAAAAUCUUGGUCUUUUUUGCACUAAUUCAUUCAUCUUUGCUCUCGGGUCAGCCACAAUUUCCUCAGUUCAUCGUCUUGAAUUUUUUUGUUGCAAUUCACUUCUUGAAUGCCUCUUCUCUGACGUUAUUUGCAGGGUAUACUAUGGAAAUCGAGCUUAAUCUACUUUCUAGCUGAUAUAUGUAUCCAGAACAUGCAAAUAUGUUUUUUUCUUGCCACCUUCUUCUGAACCGAAGAACCUUAGCUUUCCAAGACAGGACCGCACUGCUAUCAGGCGAGUGGAACUCAUCGAAAAGCUCUCUAUUUUCAGUUUGCAUAUGCGGAAAGGUGAGUUGCUACAAGCAUCUGCAUGCCGAUCCCUCACCCCCACCCAAAAUCUUCCACUUCUAAAGGUUUUUCUAGUCUCGGUGCAGGUGUUGGGGGAGGUCUUCUGUGGAAAUCUUUCUUUUUUUGGGUUUCUUUUUCUUGCCGACAGGGUUUUCCUUGAUAAACCCAAGUCAACCCUUGAUAUUUCUAGGUAAUCUCUCUCGCCUCAUAGUUUUCAUUAUAUAUCUCUGUAUCUGAAGCUCUAACUGAAUAAGCGGAAUUCAGUGACCUUGGAGGGCUCUCCUCCUUGGAAGCCCCAAUGCCCAUAUGAAAUCUUUGUGGGCAUCGAACAUGGGGUAGGGUUUCCUUUUUCAGGGAAUUAGGUGACAAUUUGGUACUUAGAGAGGACUGGAUUCUUUCCUGAAAUGAAGAGAGUUUGUAUGAACUCGAGAAGCCCUUGUGUGGCGAAAGCUUGAUCUAUUUUGGGAACAGCUCCCACUGAACACCUUUCUGGUCUAGAAUCAGGCUAUGCUUGCUGAUUUCAGACAUAUCUCCGUCUUCAAUGAGGGAUUUUGUCCCAUAGUAGGCCCUGUUCCUGCUGAUGUGGCCAAUCUUGUGAACCGUGCUGCUGGUUAUGAGGGAUUUUGGGCGGAUCAAACUGCUUGACUUUGCCCAUAUCAAUGAACAGCUCUCCAUCGGGAUUCACACAUUCUUUGACUUCUUCUUUGCUUCUUUCAGCUUUAAGACAGUCUUUCUGACCAUCCUUCUGUCAAGCUACUUCAAAAUAUUUCUCACAUCAAUGAUGGUAUGAACGAGCACAUCCCUUUGGCGUUGACCACAUGCAUGAUCCAAAGCUGAUCACCCUUUUUACUCAGGUCUGGGAGUUUCCAUCUUCGGCUAUUUAUAUCGUGGAUGUUCUUGGUAUAUCAUCUAAUUAUAUGGCUCUAAAAGGUCGGCAUUUUAUUUUUUUCAGUAGAUGGUCUUAAUUUUUUCCCUAAGUUCGUAAUUUAUCCUGAUCAAUGAUAUUUUUCUGUUCAACAGCUCUGAAGCAAUUGCCUAAUGCAAGCUGCAUUGGCGUGGUCUUAGGUGCUCAUGGUGCCAAGUUCCUCAUCUCUGCCUGCUCGGCAAUCUUGUCUUCGUCCUUUUGCUUCUGA
Spirodela intermedia is the source of this 2068-nucleotide messenger RNA. NCBI's taxonomy places the organism in Eukaryota, Viridiplantae, Streptophyta, Magnoliopsida, Alismatales, Araceae. The record is from the annotation of a GenBank genome assembly.